GACAGUGAACACUUGUCGAUUGUCGUUGUUGAGCUAAAGUUAUUCAUUAAUAUUAUAAUCAUCGUAUCGUAAUUAAUCGAAAUUCAUGAAUAAAUAAGUUGAUUUAUGUGUAUAUUAGAAGAUUUUCGUAAAAUUUUGGAGCAGACUCGUGCCUGGCGAACACGAAGUGCGAUGACAAUUAUUUUUACUAUUUUGUGUCAUCAAGUAAGGAUUAACAAAUACAAAAGGAUGAUGAAAAUAUGGUCUGAAGAGUUUCCAGUUUUGACCAAAAUUCUUCAAGAAUUAUUCCACUUGCAUUGUUUCUACGUAAGAAUUCAUCAAUUUCUUCGGUAUACAUCGGCGUGGUUGCGGUUAUUCAUUAGCCGAUCAGAACGGAGUCAACGGAGAGUCUCGAGACAUCGAAGGGCGGUUUACAUUGUGUUAAUAAAAAUGAUAAACUGUUGUGUGCUUAUAAAAGUGUAGUGUGCAUUGUGUGUUGUGUGUACGAGAAAAAAAAGGAAGAGACAGUUUGGUGCAUUUUUGUUGUUUAAAAGAG
Molecule: messenger RNA, 535 nt
Organism: Leptopilina heterotoma
Lineage: Eukaryota; Metazoa; Arthropoda; Insecta; Hymenoptera; Figitidae
Exons: 3
Coding region: 106-462 (118 amino acids)
Source: RefSeq, a predicted model, not a curated record